UGGUAAGAAUUUACUCGUUCCCUUAUGCAAAAUUAACCUACAACACGAAACCCAAAUACCCGCAUAUAUAUUAGCCCUUUCUCUCCCCACUUGAUCAUCUUCUCCACCAAAACCCAUAAACCCUAUCUCUCGAGCUCAGUCUGUCUGUCUCUCUCUCUCUCUCUCUCUCUCUGUGUUUCAUAUAAUCGUUCACCACCACCAUGCAAAAUCCCUCUUUCAACUACAUAUCCUCAAGUGGAAGUGUUUGUAUAGAAGCUGAUGACCAAGAAGAUGAAGAUUCCCUCUUUCUUUCCCUUGGACCUCCUGGCCAACACAUCUCUAAACAUCCCAAUUCCUUAAACAAGCCACGAAAUACUAUUGAUAAGCAAAACCCUAAUUCUCAUGAAAAUGCUGUAACUGUCGCUCUCCAUAUUGGUCCUCCAUCAGCUACUACCCAAACUACCUCUUCAAACCCUAAUCACGUUUCUUCUCUCGUUGAAGGCCAGUACUGGAUUCCUUCUCCUGCUCAAAUCCUCGUCGGUCCUACACAGUUCUCUUGCUCUGUCUGUAAUAAAACAUUCAAUAGGUACAAUAACAUGCAGAUGCAUAUGUGGGGACAUGGAUCGCAAUAUCGAAAAGGGCCUGAGUCUUUAAGAGGAACAAAGGCAGCUUCUUCAAUGUUAAGACUUCCUUGUUAUUGCUGUGCUGAAGGAUGCAAGAACAACAUUGACCAUCCAAGAUCAAGGCCAUUGAAGGAUUUUAGAACUCUGCAAACACAUUACAAGCGAAAACACGGUGCAAAGCCUUUUGGAUGCAGAAAAUGUGGAAAAACUUUUGCAGUUAGAGGAGAUUGGAGAACACACGAGAAGAACUGUGGUAAGCUUUGGUUUUGUAUUUGUGGGUCUGACUUUAAACAUAAAAGGUCACUUAAAGACCACGUACGUGCUUUUGGAGAUGGACAUACUCCACAUACUGUAAAAAUAUGCGAGGUAGAUGAUGAAGAAGAAGAUGAAGAUGAUGAUUAUGAUGAUAUUGAUGAUGAUAAUGGAGAUGGUCCAUUUAUGUUUUAACAAAAAGAUGUUCACACCUGGAUGUUUAAGUAGUGAAUGGGACUAUGAAAUGGCAGUAACUACUCCUAUGUUAUGUGUAUGU
Jatropha curcas is the source of this 1131-nucleotide messenger RNA. RefSeq names its product C2H2-like zinc finger protein (gene DOT5). Gene Ontology annotation, molecular function: DNA-binding transcription factor activity. Lineage: Eukaryota; Viridiplantae; Streptophyta; Magnoliopsida; Malpighiales; Euphorbiaceae. The record is from RefSeq and is a predicted model, not a curated record. Gene Ontology annotation, biological process: anatomical structure development; regulation of gene expression. Gene Ontology annotation, cellular component: nucleus.